ACUGCGGGCUGAGGGCUGCCCGCGGGCGAUUGGAAUGCCCAGUCACGGAGGAGCAGCCUCCGCCCGCCACCCUGGUCUUCCGCUGUCCACGCGUCGGAGCUGGAGUCAGAGCGAGCAGGCAACGACCCGAGAGCCGCGGCUCCGGAAUUCGAGGGCCGCGCAUGGACGCUCCCGGGGACCCCGAGGGCUCACGUGCCCCAGGAGGUGAUGACCCUACAGAAAGUGCAAGAGAGGCACCCAACCGGCUUUCGAGAGAACAGAUUUUUGCACUGAUAUCAGCAGCUUCCAUUAACUUAGGCUCUAUGAUGUACUAUUCUAUCCUUGGACCCUUUUUCCCCAAGGAGGCUGAAAAGAAAGGAGCCAGCAAUACAGUUAUUGGUAUGAUCUUUGGAUGUUAUGCUUUGUUUGAAUUGCUAGCCUCUUUGUUAUUUGGAAAAUAUCUUGUACAUAUUGGAGCGAAAUUUAUGUUUGUAGCAGGAAUGUUUGUCUCAGGAGGAGUUACAGUUCUCUUUGGUGUGUUGGACCAAGUUCCAGAAGGACCAAUAUACAUUGCUCUGUGUUUUCUAGUGAGAAUAAUAGAUGCAAUAAGCUUUGCCGCAGCAAUAACUGCAUCUUCUUCUAUCCUCACAAAGACUUUCCCAAAUAAUGUAGCUACAGUACUGGGAAGUCUUGAGAUUUUUUCUGGACUGGGACUGGUGCUAGGGCCUCCUUUAGGUGGCUUCUUGUAUCAGUCCUUCGGCUAUGAGGUGCCUUUCAUUUCUCUGGGGUGCAUAAUUUUGCUGAUGGUACCACUCAACAUGUACAUCUUACCUAAUUAUGAGUCAGAUCCAAGUGAACACUCGUUCUGGAAACUCAUCAGUUUGCCCAAGGUCGCCCUUAUAUCCUUCGUCAUCAACUCGCUCAGCGCGUGUUUCGGCUUCCUUGAUCCUACCCUGUCUCUCUUUGUUCUGAAGAAGUUUAAUUUACCAGCUGGAUAUGUGGGACUGGUAUUCCUGGGUUUGGCACUGUCCUACGCCAUUUCUUCACCACUCUUUGGUCUACUAAGUGAUAAAAUGCCACAUUUAAGGAAAUGGUUCCUGGUUUUUGGAAACUUAAUCACAGCAGGGUGCUACAUGCUGUUAGGACCUGUCCCAGUCUUGCCCAUUAAAAGUCAGCUGUGGCUCCUGGUGCUGGUAUUGGUUAUAAAUGGUGUCUCUGCCGGAAUGAGCGUAAUCCCAACUUUCCCAGAGAUUCUCAGUUGUGCCUAUGAAAAUGGAUUUGAAGAAGGGUUAAGUACGCUGGCACUCGUGUCAGGCCUCUUCGGUGCAAUGUGGUCAGUUGGUGCCUUUGUAGGACCAACACUGGGUGGAUUGUUGUACGAGAAAAUUGGUUUUGAAUGGGCAGCAGCUGUGCAAGGUCUGUGGGCUCUGACCAGUGGAUUAGUGAUGGGCUUGUUUUACCUGUUGGAGUACUCAAGGAGAAGAAGGAGAUCAAAACUUCAGAAUACCCUUGGUACAGAGGAGGAACGAAGCACUCUUUUGCCUGAUGAAAACCAGCCUUGAGAAUUUUGGAUUGAUGCAAGGUUGGCAGAUGGAUGUGCCUGACCUUGAACAUGAAAGUCGGAAAGUCUGAAAGGGUUUCUUGAUUUUACGCACAGAGCUCCAUGAACACUAUCCUGGAAGUGAAUGAUCUAUGGCAUCCUGGAAGUGAACGCGUAUUUUUGGGUGACCCGUGAUGGGGUGCACAUUACUGUUGUCCUGCGAGGCAGGCCUGCAGAACCAGCCACAUUUGAAGCAUUAUGUAUGAAAAGAGUAGUUGAAAACCAACAAAACUUUGCCUUUUUAAGUGACCAAACUUGGGCUUGAAGAUGGUUUUGGACUCUAGGUCUCCUGUUUUCCUCUGUUUACUUUUUAUACUUGAUGCACUGAUUCUGUGCCUGUACCUUUUUGUAUUAACAAGGAAACAAAUGAUGUGCUUAAGAGAAAGAGAUGACAUGCUUACAGAUAAUAUAAAUAUAUGUAGAAAACUCAAUAUAUGUAGAAAAAUUACUAUGAAAUCAGUUUUUAAAAGAUAUACUUUAUCUGUGUCCUGCGAGUUUUGUUUUUGUUCAAAGGCAAAAUCCCUGCCUACCAUGCAAAAAGCUCUAACAUUCCCUGGCCCUCGGCUCUUCUAAAAAUUUUGUGUGUAAGAUAGCAUAGCAUUACUUGAGACUUCCAUUUUUGCAACAUAUUUUCAAGUAUGAUCUGAAUUUAUAAACAAUGCUUGGUAUAACAUUCACUUCCCAUAAUCUCUGUUUCAUGCCAUGGUCCGGCCGCAGCUGGGCCCAGGGGUUCCUGAAAGGUGGGUAAGGCGUUGGCGAUGGGAGACAGACAACAACACGCCUCAAAGGAUGGUGAUGCUCUGUUCCGUUUAUUGCAAGUACAAGCAGAUUUUUAUACUUUUAUUUUUGGUAGUGAUUAACAUUUGCGAUUAGGUAAAGCAGAAAAAAAAUAAUACAAAGGUAACCAGGAAAAGUACAAAAGUUUCCAAAGAUUCAGUUAUAUUAAACAAAGAUUGUUUUGACCAGGAGAGCCAUAAAUCAGACAAUUAGAAAUAGCUGUACGUACAGAGUUUGAAUGUCUUAUUUAUUAAAAUUCUCAGAAUUUGUCAUGGGGCAAAAGGAUAUGCUAGAUUGAAUAGAGGUUAUAGGAAAUUUAUUAUAAGGCCUUUGCAAUGUCUAACUUAGCUAUUUACCUUUUCUAUCUAAAAUGUUUCUCUAUGAACAAUGGACUCUGACUCCCUGGU
Phyllostomus discolor (pale spear-nosed bat) is the source of this 2763-nucleotide messenger RNA. RefSeq names its product solute carrier family 18 member B1 (gene SLC18B1). The transcript is spliced from 14 exons. Gene Ontology annotation, molecular function: transmembrane transporter activity. Gene Ontology annotation, biological process: transmembrane transport. Lineage: Eukaryota; Metazoa; Chordata; Mammalia; Chiroptera; Phyllostomidae. Bases 162 to 1541 code for a protein of 459 amino acids. The record is from RefSeq and is a predicted model, not a curated record.